This is a messenger RNA of Racocetra persica, 211 nucleotides long. The record is from the annotation of a GenBank genome assembly. NCBI's taxonomy places the organism in Eukaryota, Fungi, Glomeromycota, Glomeromycetes, Diversisporales, Gigasporaceae.
AUAAAAGGGCAAGGCAACUUCAAAUAACGUUAUUUGAGAUGGCAUCUGCAGUAUUUGUGUUGGAUCUAAAAGGAAAAGUCCUUAUUUCCCGUAAUUAUCGUGGCGACAUUCCAAUGUCGGCUGUAGAAAAAUUUAUGCCUCUGGUUUUGGAGGCUGAGGAAGAACAGCAAGCACCAACACCCUGCUUCACUCAUGAGGGCAUAAAUUAUUU